Molecule: messenger RNA, 4886 nt
Organism: Anolis sagrei ordinatus
Lineage: Eukaryota; Metazoa; Chordata; Lepidosauria; Squamata; Anolidae
Gene: ABAT
Product: 4-aminobutyrate aminotransferase
Biological process (GO): GABA catabolic process
Cellular component (GO): mitochondrion
Molecular function (GO): pyridoxal phosphate binding
Source: RefSeq, a predicted model, not a curated record
GCUACGGCGCGUUCGGAGCCCCAACUAGCGUCGCCCGCGGUGGGGACUCUGACAAGGCGGGCGAAGGAGAGCGAGGCGGACGGAGGUUGCUUGGACCCGGUCUUCAUCUGGACAGAAGUGAAGAAGUUAACUCUUGAAUCGCUUUUCUUUUUCUGGCGGAAGGAAAGGUAAAAUGGCCUCGAUGCUGCUGAGCCGACACUUGGCCUCUUCAUUGCAGCAGAACUCUAGGAUAUUUGCCGCAGGGCACCGGGGCAUCGGUCAAGCAGCGGCAAAGAUUGAUGUGGAGUUUGACUACGAUGGGCCUCUUAUGAAGACCGAAGUCCCUGGUCCCAGAUCUCAGGAGCUAAUGAAACAGUUGAAUGGAAUUCAGAAUGCUGAAGCCGUGCACUUUUUCUGCAAUUACGAGGAAAGCCGGGGGAAUUACCUCGUCGAUGUCGAUGGCAACCGGAUGUUAGACCUCUACUCUCAGAUUUCUUCCAUCCCAAUAGGUUACAACCAUCCGGCUCUGCUGAAACUCCUCCAGCAACCCCAGAAUUUGAGCACCUUCGUGAACAGGCCGGCUUUGGGGAUUUUGCCUCCGGAAAACUUUGCUGACAGGCUAAAGGAAUCAUUGCUCUCGGUGGCUCCCAAGGGUCUGUCUCAGGUGAUCACCAUGUCCUGUGGGUCUUGCUCCAACGAAAAUGCCUUCAAAACCAUCUUCAUGUGGUACAGAAGCAAAGAAAGGGGCCAUAACAAUGUGACCAAGGAAGAGCUGGAAACUUGCAUGAUCAACCAGCCUCCCGGUUGCCCCGAGUACAGCAUGCUUUCCUUUAUGGGCGGAUUCCAUGGAAGGACCAUGGGCUGCUUAGCCGCCACACACUCCAAAGCCAUCCAUAAACUGGACAUCCCAUCCUUCGACUGGCCCAUCGCUCCCUUUCCGAGGCUGAAGUACCCACUGGAGGAGUUUGGGAAGGAAAAUGAACAGGAGGAGGCCCGCUGUUUGGAAGAGGUGGAAGACCUAAUUGUGAAAUACCGGAAAAAGAAGAAAGUGGUGGCCGGCAUCAUUGUGGAGCCCAUUCAGUCGGAAGGUGGGGACAACCAUGCUUCGGAUGACUUCUUCCGGAAAUUGAGGAAUAUCGCCAGAAAGCAUGGAUGCGGUUUCCUGGUGGACGAGGUGCAGACGGGAGGCGGGUGCACAGGCAAGUUCUGGGCCCAUGAGCAUUGGGGCCUUGAUGACCCCGCAGACGUGCUAUCCUUCAGCAAGAAGAUGAUGACCGGAGGGUUUUUCCACAAGGAGGAAUUCCGCGCUAACGCUCCCUAUCGGAUUUUCAACACGUGGCUCGGGGACCCCUCCAAGAACCUGCUCCUUGCAGAAGUCAUUAAUGUCAUCAAAAGGGAAGACUUGCUGAACAACGCAACUCAUGCGGGCAAGGUCCUGCUUGCUGGGCUGUUGGAUUUACAGAGUCGCUACCCGCACCUGAUCAGCCGGGCACGAGGACGAGGGACAUUCUGUUCGUUCGAUACUCCAAAUGAUGCCAUUAGGAACAAGCUCAUUGCAAUAGCCAGAAACAAAGGUGUGGUGCUGGGAGGCAGCGGUGACCGAUCCAUCCGUUUCCGGCCCACCCUAGUCUUCCGCGACCAUCACGCCCACCUCUUCCUCAACAUCUUCAGCGACAUUUUGGCCGACUUCAAGUAGCCAAGCCUUACUUUGCACUGAGAGAGAAAGAAAAACAAACAACAAGCAAACAAAACCCAAAUCCUAUAAGAGUCUGAGAAUAGUUUAUUUAAAAUCAUAAAUAUAUAUAUUAUAUAUAUAUUUUCACUAAUAGAAGAAAAAAACUGAAUCCAUGAAGUCUUUUUUUUUUUUUACAUUUAUUUUUCAAUGCUUAUCACCAAGUCUUCGGCCAAAAUUUCGGGAUGCUUUCGGAAUUUCUUGCAAGGAUUCUGAAUACCCGAUUUGGAAACUCUAGGGACGAAUUCUGUGGCUGUUCAUCUCCUCCAAGCUGAUGCAUGCCAUAUUUCGAUGCGGGUGUUUCACUCCAAUCUCGAAUGCACCCAAAACCUUUCCGUGUCAAGUUUCUAGUCCUUAAGAUUGUAGCAACGCUUCAGAAAUUGUGCACAAACUGCCACUGACCUGGGACCCUUGUGUAGUCGCGAAUGCACACAGAGCAGCUCUUUUCCUACAUUUGUGUGCAUACAUACACAGCCCACAGCAACCAUAAUUUUGCAUUUAAGCAACUGUUUCUCCCUUGAGUUCUCCUGUUGACGUAUCUGCAUCAGAAACAUUAAAUUUAUUUUUUUUAAAGUUUUUGGAGCCACUGUGAGGGAGGCUCUGUAUAGGCUGAGUUCAUUCCUAUACCCAAGAUUAGAAACUGUAGGGCUCAGGAAAACAGGGAUUCGGUCACAUUUUCAUAAUCUCAAGGGUCUCAUGUCCCCACUGAACCGAUCCAAGGCAGAUGGGAGUUGUAGUCCAAAACGACUAGAAUCACGAGAAGUGGGCAGAAAUGGGAGAGUUACAUGUUCCUCAAAGCGCUGUGGACAGCCUUGGGCACAUCCCAUUCUGAGGGAUGGAACGGUCAACUCAUUAAGUUGUUUAUGAGCAUCACAAAUACUAUUUUUCAAGCCAGUUGUUUGGGGAAUUGAAAGAAGAAGCCCUGCCAUGGAGGUGCCACCUUCCAGCAUGAAAGGUAUCACUUAGUAAAAUGUCAACAACAAGUUCCACAAAGUUUUUUGGACAAAGGUUCCUAGAAACUCCCAGCAAGAGAUCACUUUUCUACUCUCUAGAUUACUGUAUUUUUGUGACUGCUAUUGCUGCUUCUGCAGACCUGGCCCAACUCUCGUUUUGUGCCAGAGCAAAGAAGGUCUAAAUCCUGAUAAUUUUCAAAGCAGCUGCAGCAGCCAAGCUUGUGGUUUUUUGACAUUUUUCUUCCCAGCCAGGUUGCAUCUGCUAAGCAGAAGGUAUUUGUGACUUUGCAGAAGUGAAAGCUGUUUCAAGGGAUCUUCCAUUCAGUUCUGUCCCUCAGUUAAAUUGCUUUCCUAGCAGAGACGAAGCUUGCAGCUCGCAAAGCAGACAGGACCAAAAGUAGCAUUUUGUUCUCUUCUAUAUUGUGCCUUUUAUUCCCCACCCAACUCCUUGCAGGCUGAAGUGGAAAGCAGACAAAACAUCUUUCCCCAAAAACCUCUUUUAGGGAUAUAGAUAUGAAAAGAGCCUCACAUUUUUGAUGCUGUGUGUCUUCCAAGGCAUUUCUGGUCCAUGGCAACCCCAUCAUUGAGUUUUCUGGGGCUGAGAGUGUGUGACCUGUCCAAGGCCACCCAUUGGGAUUUCAUGACUGAGCAGAGAUUUAUCCUGGUCUCCACAGUCUAACUCAAACUGCUAUACCAGCUUGUAGAAAUUUACUUUUUAGACUGCAACCAUUUCAGAUAUCCAUGCUGGCUAGGGCAUUCUGGGGAGUCAUAGUCCAAAAAGGACAUUUUACCAGGCUUUGCAACAGAACCAGGCAUGCAGAAGGAAGUACAGUGUUCCCUCGCUUCUUUGUUGUUUGUUUUUAACGGACUCYCUAUUUCGCAAGUUUUUGAAAAUAUUAAUAAAAAAUAUUAAAUCUUAAAUAUUUACGUCCAAGGGAGGCCAGGGACCCAGAAGUGCGGCGGCCUGAGGCACAGCGGGGAAAGCCUGCCUCCCUGGCCUGCUGCUGUCUGUGUGGCUCCGGAGGUGCUGCAGAGGCCAGGGAGGCAGGCAGGUGACCUUGGGAUGGACCAGGAGGUGGGUAAGGAAGCGCGGGUAAGAAAAUAAUAUAUAAAAUAUAUAAAGUAAUAUAUAAAUAUUAAAAUUAAUAUGGUGUCCCUACUUCGCGUAUUUUCACUUAUCARGGGUGGUCCUAGAACGGAACCCCCACAAUAAGUGAGGGAACACUGUACUUCAAUUCAUUAACUCAACAAACCAAGUAUUCCUCCUCCUUUUCCUUCUAUUCUAUACCUCAUUUGCUACAAUCRGGAAUGUCCAAAUGUCUGUCAUCCAAGCUGAGCUAGGCGUGUGUGUGUGUGUAUGAAACGUACUCAAAAGUUCUAGAUUUCUCAAGUCAGCCACUGCUCUAGUGACCAAGCCUUCUCUAUCAGUACUUCCAUAACACUCUCCAAGAAGCAGUUUAGAAAAACGUACUUUUCCAAAAUGUUUUGAAGCUCUGCUCAUAGGAGACAAGGGAUUUCUUGCCUGCUUGGUUCUUUCCAGAAAGAAUCUCUUGUAUGAGCCAAUAGGGUGUAGUCAUUUGAGCAUCUGACUAUGAAUUUGGAAAACAGGUUUUGAAUAACAACUUGAAACCCACUAGUUGACUAUGGGUCUCUCAGCCUCAGAAGAAAGACAGACAAUGCUAAGAAAACCUUGCAGUAGGGUUGCCAUAAUAAGUUGAAAAUGACUCGAAGAUACACAACAGUCUCCUUUGCAUUGAAGGCUUGCCUUUGAUUUCUUCUUUUGGGAAAGAAUCCAGAAUUUAUUGCUGAUGGGCAGAGAGUAGGGAUUUAGUUCAACAUAUCAGUGUAGCAUCUCUUGCAAGCCUCGUAUUUUUGUCCUAUUCCCCAAACUUGUUACUUUGGACCACAUUCUUGUUUUACUGAUUAUAAACUCUUCUUCAGCACAUCCCAGGGUUUCAAAGCCGAUUUCUAUGGAGCCCUCUUUUAACUGUGAACUUGUAUGCACCACCUAACAACAGUCAGACCAAGGUAGAUGCUCUUAAUCUACAGUGUACGCUGACCUAUUUAAAAAAGUAAUAACUUGUUUACAGCCUCUUUGUCAACUGUGCCAAAUCCAUGCGUAAACCAGUUCCGUAACUGCACUUCUAGACGUUAACCAGUAGCCAUGAAAUGCAUUUCCUGUGUUAAUCAGUAUUCUUAAAAAUAAAAUAUUUAUAAUGGAA